CUUCAAUCACGAAAACUUAGUGAACCCGAGCGUUCGUGUUCAACCGAUUACAAUAUUGUCGAAAACAAUCGUUCAUCAGUAAUGCGUGCAACAUGUUAGUAGUGUUACCGAUUUUUUUAGCUUAGCCAACGUCAUAUACUCGUAACACUUACUUCGAUUACUAGAAAAAACGCGAAGCGAAAAUCAUGAGAGGUGUAUUCAAGUUUAUUGUGUUAAUCCUAACAUUUGUAGUCUGUCCAAAACAUGUCGUUUCGAACACCAAGGAUCAAGCUCAUGAAAAGUUGCAAGCGCAACAACAGCACUUUAGAGGUGAAGAACACAAUCCAGACUAUGAUCAUGAAGCAUUUCUCGGUCAAGAAGCAGAAGAAUUUGAUAAUUUGACACCAGAAGAAAGUCAAAAAAGACUUGGUGCAAUAGUUGAUAAGAUUGACAAAAAUAAUGAUGGAUAUAUAACACAAGAGGAAUUAAAAGAAUGGAUUAAAUUCACACAGAAUCGUUACAUAAUGAAUGAUGUACAUAUCCAGUGGGACACCCAUAAGCUUCCAAAUGAUGGUAAAUUGUCAUGGACAGUAUAUAGAAAAAAUAUUUAUGGAUUUAUGACUGAUGAAGAAGCAGAUGAUGCACAAAAAUCUGAUGAUUCUUACACAUAUGCUAAAAUGAUAUUAAGAGAUAAGAGAAGAUGGUCAGUCGCUGACAUUGAUGGUGAUGGGCUAUUGUCUAAAGAAGAAUUUGUCUCAUUUUUACAUCCCGAAGAAAGUGUUCACAUGAAAGAUAUUGUUGUACAUGAAACAAUGGAUGAUAUGGAUAAGGAUAAAGACAACAAAAUAUCUAUGGAUGAAUAUAUUGCCGAUUUAUUUCCUGGUGUUGAGCCAAAUGAAGAACCUGUUUUCAUUAUAAGUGAAAAAGAACAGUUUAAAACUUAUAGAGAUAAAGAUGGAGAUGGAUUUUUGGAUGUCUUUGAGGUUAAAGAUUGGAUAUUACCUGAAAAUUUUGAUCAUGCUGAAGCAGAAAGUAGACAUCUUAUUUAUGAAUCAGAUUCUGAUGCUGAUGGAAAACUAACAAAAGAAGAAAUACUUGCAAAGUAUGAUCUUUUUGUGGGGUCUCAAGUCACUGAUUUUGGUGAGGCUAUAAUGAAACAUGAUGAAUUAUAAACAAUAAUAAAUUUAAAAGAUAUUAUGAAUAUUACUAACAAUUUAAUAUUUGUGAAUAAUGAAUCACUUUACAUUUUAUAAUGGACCUAGUAAUUGUAUAACAUCAAUUUGUGUUUAUAUUUUAUAAGUGACUUAUUAUAUUUAAAAUAAAGAUCUGACUGAAUGAAUUUGCCAAAAAUGUU
Messenger RNA from Sipha flava (yellow sugarcane aphid), 1333 nucleotides. It is a transcript of the gene scf, whose product is annotated as calumenin. NCBI's taxonomy places the organism in Eukaryota, Metazoa, Arthropoda, Insecta, Hemiptera, Aphididae. The transcript is spliced from 7 exons. The record is from RefSeq and is a predicted model, not a curated record. Gene Ontology annotation, molecular function: calcium ion binding. The coding region runs from base 186 to 1151 and encodes 321 amino acids. Gene Ontology annotation, cellular component: endoplasmic reticulum.